CGUGAAUUUGAUGACCUCUCAUUAGAGCAGCAACUCUCUGCUGUUCGUACUGCAAAACUUUUCGCUCGUGUGGAACCCGCUCAUAAAAGCAAGAUUGUCGAGUUUCUUCAGGCUGCUGGUGAGAUAUCUGCGAUGACUGGGGACGGCGUUAACGAUGCUCCUGCUUUAAAGAAAGCAGAAAUUGGUAUUGCAAUGGGUAGUGGUACUGCCGUCGCGAAAUCAGCUUCUGAUAUGGUUCUCGCUGAUGACAAUUUUAGUACUAUUGUGGCCGCUGUUGAAGAAGGAAGAGCUAUUUACAAUAAUAUGAAACAGUUUAUUCGUUAUCUCAUCUCUUCUAAUAUCGGUGAAGGUAAUUCCUUUUUAUUUGCAUAUGAAUUUGCUAAAUAUUUCAUUACACAUCUUUAG
Protopolystoma xenopodis is the source of this 405-nucleotide messenger RNA. The record is from the annotation of a GenBank genome assembly. Lineage: Eukaryota; Metazoa; Platyhelminthes; Monogenea; Polystomatidea; Polystomatidae.